AUGAAAUUCAUAAUAUUCUUGUCCUUUCUGCUGGUUGCGCCAGCUAUCCUUCAGUUUCUUUACACACUGCUCUUGCGGCACUUGAGUGCACGACGGGGCGAGCAAUGCCAAAAUAACUGCCCUGCCGGCCCGGCUAAAGACAGGAUCUUUGGCUUGGAUUUUAUCUACAACAUCAUUUUCGGCAAAAACAACGAGGACUAUCUUGCUUCCACAUGCCGACUGUUCAGGCAAUUUGGUGCGACGUACUCCAUGAAGAGCUGCGUCUGGCAAACUAUCUUUACCAGCGACAGCAAAAAUGUCAAGCAUAUACUUGCUACGUCGUUCAAAGAUUUUGAGCUGCCCAAGUUGCGUGUCGAUGCCAUCUCUACACUAUUGGGAACCGGAAUAUUCAGUCUCGCCACCACGGCAAUGCUUGAAGGCCACUUCCAAAGCUUUCUGCGCCACAUUCCGCAGAAUGGAGAGGAGGUGGACUUGCAACCCCUGUACUUUGCUCUCACCAUGGACUUUGCCACUCAGUUGUUGACAUCAAAGUCCUCGCACAUGCUGGACGAGACAAAGUCACACGACAAUGAGUGGCAGUUCUUCGAAGACUACACCACGUGCUCCGAAGAAGUCAUCAAGAAAAUGUGCCUCGGGCCGCUCCAGAUUUUCCGCUACAAUCGCGCCGCCGAGCAGGCCAAGAAGCGCGUCUUCAAGUACAUUGACGACUUUGUUGACGAAGCUCUACAAAGUGUCGAGCGGGAAGAGGCGCCCGAGCACAAUGUGUUGACCAAGCUCGCGGAAGCCACCUCGGACCGCAAAGUUCUACGAGACCAAAUGUUGCACCUGCUAGUGGCGAGCCGCGAUACCACGGCUAGUCUACUCUGCAAUCUGUUUUUCAUGCUUGCAAAAGAGCCUGAAAGGUAUCAAAGGCUGAGACAGGAAGUGCUGUCUGUCUGUGGCGAUGCGCCACCUUUACCAGAGCAGCUGAAGCAGAUGGAGUACCUGCGCUGGUGCGUUCAAGAAUCCCUGCGCCUGCAUCCUGUCAUACCCACCAACGCGCGGGAGGCCACACGAGACACGACGUUGCCCGUCGGCGGCGGCAGAGAGGGAACGGAACCUCUGCUUGUCAAGAAGGGCACACUGAUUGUCUACAACAUCUUUGCGAUGCACAGAGAUGAGGCAGUCUUUGGCGAUGAUGCGGACAAGUUUCACCCAGAGAGGUGGGCCGGUCUGCGGCCCGGCUGGGGAUAUCUCCCGUUCAAUGGUGGACCGCGCAUCUGUCUCGGCCAACAGAUUGCGUUGUUGGAAGCGCACUACUUGGUGGCGCGCAUGGUACAGACCUUUCUGACAAUGGCCUCGCAGGAAAGCCGAGGCUGGGAAGAGCUCUUUGCGCUCGCUACAACAUGCAAGCAUGGAGUAAAUGUCAAGAUGUUUUGGGAAUGA
Molecule: messenger RNA, 1425 nt
Organism: Akanthomyces muscarius
Lineage: Eukaryota; Fungi; Ascomycota; Sordariomycetes; Hypocreales; Cordycipitaceae
Exons: 4
Coding region: 1-1425 (474 amino acids)
Molecular function (GO): iron ion binding; heme binding; monooxygenase activity
Source: RefSeq, a predicted model, not a curated record